This is a messenger RNA of Eimeria acervulina, 2178 nucleotides long. RefSeq lists its product as hypothetical. Gene Ontology annotation, molecular function: structural constituent of ribosome; methyltransferase activity. The record is from RefSeq and is a predicted model, not a curated record. The transcript is spliced from 2 exons. Lineage: Eukaryota; Apicomplexa; Conoidasida; Eucoccidiorida; Eimeriidae. Gene Ontology annotation, cellular component: mitochondrial small ribosomal subunit. Gene Ontology annotation, biological process: translation. Bases 1 to 2178 code for a protein of 725 amino acids.
AUGAUACCUCUCCGAGGUCCUGUCUUCCUUUCUCCUCGCUGCCGUCACUUCCCUCCUUUCUUUUCUUCUUGUAUUGGCCACCCUCCUACUGCCGCCGUCAGGCAUUCUGCUGCUGCACAUGAAUCAGCACCAGCAGCGGCAGAAGCAGAUGCCACCGAAAGGACAACAGCAGAAACAUCAGAAGGGAUAGGAGCAGCAGCAGUAGCAGCAAAAAGGGCAGCAGCAGCAGCAGACGAGACAGCAGCAUCAAGUGGCGUCGAUGCAAGGCAAUCUUCAUAUUUAAUUACUUCGUCUUUUCACCCCCAUAUUCCACUUCUCUCUUCUUUCCAGCAACGGCGGACGUCUCGCGCCUUCGCAACCAGCAGCAGCAGCAGCAUUAGCAGCAGCAACAGCAGCAGCAGAGGCAGUGGUAGUACAAGUAGUAGCGAUCAUGAUGGAAACAUCAGAAGCGGCAGCAAUGGCGCCAGCACCGCUGCUUCCGCAACCUCUUCAAGCAGCAGCAGCAGCAGCAACAGCAGCAGCAGCAGUAACAGCAGCAGCAGCAGCAGCAGGCCUACCUGGCCCUCGUGCAAGUCGUUUUGUCCUUCUGCGUGCAGCAGCAGUAACAGCAGCAACACCAGCGGUAGCAGCUGUACCAGCCGGAGCAAGGGCAGCUGCAGCAACAUGAGCAGCAGCAAAAGCAGCAGCAGCAGCAGAAGCAGCACCAGCAACAGGCCUGUGGACAGCGUAUUUCGUGGGUAUUUGUUUGAUCGUAUGGCGGAGUCUCCUCGCGCAGAUGUUUCUUCUUUUCUUCACCAAGAGGCGCUGGCUGCAUGCACUUUAAAGACAGUGCGGCUCCCGCGCAGCAUUGUGUACAAGCUGCAGCUGCUGCUGCAGCAUGUAGGGAAGAAGAAAGACUUAGAAAAGAUAGGAAAGCUCCUUGCAACAAAAACAACAGCAAGGACAUCUGUAGAGCUCCCGAGAGUGCUGCCCUCUGUGCUGCUGCCGGAGGCGCAGCAAAUCGUUAAGGAAGCUAUCGCCAGCAAACAACUACAGCAGCAGCAGCAGCAGCAGCAACAGCAGCAGGGAGACGAGGAUGAGGGUUCUCGUUUUGCUGCUGCUGCAGCAGCAGCAGCAGAGAAGGUGCAGCAGCAGCAAGGGAGCAGCAAGUCGUUGCUGCUUGGGCGUAACACGAAGCAGCUGCGCUCGUUGCCUGGUGUUGCUUCUUUACUACCUUCUUUGAUUCCUUCAGAAGGCCUUAUAGAACAAGAGGCCCUCGCAGCAGCAGAAGAUGCACGUCAUAGGCUGUAUAGACAGCUGGUCAGCGGGUAUUCCCCCUUAACUGCUGCUGCAUGGACAGCACAUCGUUUUGCUGCUGUUUAUGCAUCUUUGCUGCGUAUUCUCGUUGAAGUUAAACAAAGAUGUGUAGACUUCAAGCCUAAAAGAGUAUUAGAAAUGAAUGCUGGAUUCGCAGCAGGGUUAAUAGCCCUUCAUGCGGUGUAUGGGGACCUCCUCAAAGGCGACGAAGCAGCAAUGCCUAGGAAGCAGAACAGAGCGAAGCCCAUACAAACAGAAGCAGCAGAAUUAGCAGCAGCAGCAGGAGCAGCAGCAUCAGGAACAGCAACAGCAGCAGCAGGAGCAGCAUGUGGGGAAGGUGAAAGUAUAUUUGAAUUGUUGAUGGCAGUUGAGCCGUCUGUACACCUGGCGAGUGUAGGAAAGUAUUUAUUGAGCGAUAUAUCUCCAGCUGUGCAGUGGCAGCUAGGAUUAUAUGAAGAGGGUUUAGGAGGUAAUAAAGAAGAUGAAGGCUUUGAUUUAAUCUUGCUUCCUCAUGGGUUGCUGCGCUCAGUAGAAGGACAGCCGCCUCGUAAUGCGUUGGUGCGCCUUCUAUGGAAUCGGCUGCGUAGAGGCGGUAUAUUAGUAUUAUUAGAGAGAGGUACAGCAACUGGCUUCCGCGUACUGCAUGCAGUUAGAGAGAUGUUUAUAACAGAAUUAACUUCAAAUGCCUUUCACUUCGUAUCUCCUUGCCCUCAUGAAAAUCUCCUCAUCGUUAUGAGCGUAUUGCUAUUACUAAAUACAUGUCAUAUUCAGCUGGUUAUAAACAAGCAAGAAAUGCAGCGUGGGGGGACCUGUGGAGACACCCGAGAAGAAUCAUACGCCCUCAAGCCAGGGGCUAUGCGCUGCCUCAGCUGCAGCAAAUAG